UUCUUAGACGCAGAGCGCAAGGUCCUGCUGGCUACAUAGCAGCCGCCCAAGCUGGUCCUCCCCGCUACGUAGCAGCGCGUCAAGCUGGCGGCCCGGCGACACAGGAGCCCCUGGCGCGCGGGCAUCCUGCAGCCAACGCUGCUGUUCCUGCUUCUGGUGCAAGAGCGGGCAGCAGAGAGUCCAUGGGGAUUGCCCGUGGUGGCUGAUGGCCCAGCUCAAUUUGCAAAGGUGGUGAUGGCAGAACUGGCUAACCUGAAGUUAGAAAAGAAGUCCUGGCCUGGAGGGACCCACUCACUCCGCUAUCACUACCUGGCCCUGUCAGAGCCUGGCCCAGAACUCCCUGAGUUUCUGGCUGUGGGUUAUGUGGACGACCAGCCUUUCAUCCGGUAUGACAGUCGGACAGGCAAAGCUGAGCCUCAGGCUGCGUGGAUGGCACCCGUGGAUGCCCAGUACUGGGAGACAGAGACCAAGAAGCAGAAGGCCUGGGAGAAGGUACAGCAGGUAGAGAUGUGGACGGUGAUGGGAUUCUACAACCAGAGCAGUGGCAUACACAGUGCUCAGCGCAUGUUUGGCUGUGAGAUCAAUGAAGAUGGCAGUUCCAGAAGCUUCUGGCAAUUUGGCUUCGAUGGGCAUGACCACUUGUCGCUGGAUGUGGAGACGCUGAGCUGGGUGUCAGCGGAGCCAGUGGCCAUAAGAACAAAGCGCUGGUGGGAGAUGGAGCGUUGCUAUGCUGAGUAUGACAAGGCCUACCUAGAAGGCCUCUGCCUCACCUCCCUGCACAGGUACCUGGAGCUGGGAGGCCAGAGUCUCACCCAGAAAGAGCCUCCCAUGGUGCAGAUAACAAAGCACAGGACUCAUGACAGAGCAACACUGAGGUGCUGGGCCCUGGGUUUCUAUCCAAGGGAUAUCUCAUUGAGAUGGUGGCUGGAUGGAAAGGAGCUAACUUUGGAGACCGAGCAUGUGGAAACUCGCCCCAGUGGGGACGGCACCUACCAGACAUGGGUGGCUAUUCAAGUGCCUGCCGGAAAUGAGGCCCAGUACAGCUGCCAUGUGCAACAUUCUGGCCUCAACCAUACACUCACCAUGGCCUGGGGACCACCACCUUGGCUCACCACCACUGUAAUCCCCACAGUCUCCUUGGCUGUCCUCAUACUGGUAGCCAUGGCUCUAAUAUGCUACAAAACAUGUCCUCAAGUUUGUAAGAAGCCUUAUGUGCAAGCCCCAGGUGAGUGUGGCAUAGGUGGGUUGAAAAUUCCCAGGUGCCCCCAAGAAUGGCUGAGACACUUUAGAACCAAAGAUGGCAGUGGGAUGGUAGGCUGGGGGCUUUUCUUGUAUCCAGGCCUUGGCUUAUCUCCUUUCCCCCUUUUUCUGUCCCUUUGUCCUUCCCUAGCAGAGGCCAGCAUGGGCAGAGACAGAAAUGAUGCCAUUUCUCCUUUUGUUCUCUCACAGGCCAAGAUCCAUGAAUGUCAAUGCCACCCAGCAAGAGCACGAGCUGCUUAAUUUCUCCACUGACAAGUUCACUUGAUUAGGUCAAGGGGUUGUUUUGUGGUUUGCCUUGGUGGCCUGGAAACACCUAUGUUGGCUGGGUAACAGGUGUGAUCCGAUCACAGAAGGCCCACCUUGGGUCCAGCAUGAUAGCCUAAAGGCUAAAUCCCCACCUGGCACAUGCUGGAAUUGCAUGUGGGCGCCA
Messenger RNA from Ochotona curzoniae (black-lipped pika), 1690 nucleotides. Its product is annotated as H-2 class I histocompatibility antigen, K-K alpha chain-like. The coding region runs from base 235 to 1500 and encodes 421 amino acids. The record is from RefSeq and is a predicted model, not a curated record. The transcript is spliced from 7 exons. Gene Ontology annotation, cellular component: external side of plasma membrane. Gene Ontology annotation, biological process: immune response. Lineage: Eukaryota; Metazoa; Chordata; Mammalia; Lagomorpha; Ochotonidae.